Eremothecium sinecaudum is the source of this 1308-nucleotide messenger RNA. It is a transcript of the gene SMK1, whose product is annotated as mitogen-activated protein kinase SMK1. Gene Ontology annotation, cellular component: cytoplasm; nucleus. Lineage: Eukaryota; Fungi; Ascomycota; Saccharomycetes; Saccharomycetales; Saccharomycetaceae. Bases 1 to 1308 code for a protein of 435 amino acids. The record is from RefSeq and is a predicted model, not a curated record. Gene Ontology annotation, biological process: intracellular signal transduction; protein phosphorylation. Gene Ontology annotation, molecular function: protein serine/threonine kinase activity; ATP binding. The transcript has a single exon.
AUGCCUCUCUUACAACAGAAUCCUCCUAUUCAACCACCACCUUACAGCCGUGCUUCACAGAAAUUAAAGAGUUUACUAAGUUCAUAUGGUGAUAAUAGUAACGCUACAACAGCUACGAAAGAAAUGAACGGACCUGUCCCCAUUAAUCUCAUGGAGAAAUCUCUAGUUCAUCCACCAAGAACCAUAUACACUAAAGCAAACUUCUCUAUUCCAGGUCACUAUGAGGUACUACAAAUGUUAGGAAAAGGUUCAUAUGGUACAGUUGUGUCGGCGGUCGAUAAUUUCAAUCCCAAUUAUCCCAUUCGGAUUGCAAUCAAAAAGAUCACCAACAUAUUUCAACGCGAGGUUUUGUUGAAAAGAGCCAUUAGAGAGUUAAAGUUCAUGCAUUACUUUAAGGGACAUAAAAACAUUGUGUCUCUUAUAAACCUUGAAAUUGUCAAUGAAAAACCUUAUGAUGGGUUGUACUGUUAUCAAGAGUUAAUUGAUUACGAUUUAGCUCGUGUCAUCCAUUCUAAUGUACAGUUUUCAGAAUUUCAUAUUAAGCAUUUUACUUACCAAAUUUUAUGUGGUGUCAAGUACAUACAUAGCGCAGACGUGAUCCACCGUGAUUUAAAGCCUGGAAAUAUAUUGUGUAGUAUUUCAGGUCAGUUGAAGAUAUGUGAUUUUGGUUUGGCAAGAGGUAUCUCACCUUUAUUCACAAACACAAAGACAUCAAACCAUAUUACAAACUAUGUCGCAACUCGUUGGUAUAGAGCACCAGAAUUAAUCCUAUCGCAUAAAAGGUACAAUAAAUCCAUCGAUAUGUGGGCCAUUGGAUGUAUACUUGCUGAAUUUUAUGGCAGGAAACCCAUAUUUAUGGGUCAAGAUUCCAUGCAUCAAAUCUCUGAGAUCGUCAAAGUCUUAGGAACCCCUUCAAGGGACACUAUUAUUAAAUACGGAUCUUCUAGAGCAUACGAUAUAUUUUGUCCCCCCAAGCCUCAAUAUGUGAAAAUCCCUUGGGUAGAAAUUUAUCCUUUUGCUAGCGCUGACGCCUUAGAUUUAGUCGAACAUUUACUUGACUGGGACCCUGACAAAAGGUUAAUCGUAGAGGAGGCAAUUGAACAUGAAUUUGUAAGUUCAGUUCGCGAUAAAUCUGAUGAACCAAUGUGUCCUCAUGGUCCCUUCAAUUUCUCAUACGAGGCUGAAUUUAAAUCCAUGUCAAAUCUAAGAGAAGUAUUAUAUGCCGAGGUUAAACAAUUUCAAGAGGAAUGUGCGGCCAAAGAUAUCGUGCCAUCUUUACCUAUCCCUCAGCAAAUUUAUCCAAUAUAA